CGGGCUUGGGCUGCUCCCGGCUCCCUCCCCUCUUCCCAUCUGCGUCCUCUCUCUCGGCUCCCGCGUUGCAUCAUCUCCAGCUCGCGGCUGCUGUGGAAAGGUUGGGCGCGGCGCGAACCACUCAGGCCGGGGCUCCAGCCUGCUCUCCCUCGCCUCUCCUGGUCCUUUCCCCACCUGCUUCUGCACCCACGCCGGGAGCUCCCCGCGGGCCGGCUUAACCCGCGAGGUACAGCCGGCGGACGCUCUGCCAGAUCCGUUCAUUGAGAUUCCCAGCUUAUCCCAGAGCCAAGUCCCCCGCCUCCUUCAGCUUGGGGCCGCGGGCAGCGCCAUGGAGAAGAGUAGCGAAACCAACGGCUACCUGGACGGCGCCCAGGCAGGGCCUGCAGCAGGGCCUGGCGCGCCGGGAUCCGCGGCGGGACGCGCGCGGCGCUGCGCGGGCUUCCUACAGCGGCACGCGCUGGUGCUGCUCACGGUGUCUGGAGUGGUGGCGGGCGCCGGACUGGGCGCAGCGCUGCGCGGGCUUGGCCUCACCCGCACGCAAGUCGCCUACCUGUCCUUCCCCGGCGAGAUGCUGCUCCGCAUGCUGCGCAUGAUCAUCCUGCCGCUGGUUGUCUGCAGCCUGGUGUCGGGCGCCGCCUCCCUCGACGCCAGCUCUCUCGGGCGCCUGGGCGGCAUCGCCGUCGCCUACUUCGGCCUCACCACGCUUGGCGCCUCGGCGCUCGCCGUCGCUUUGGCGUUUAUCAUCAAGCCCGGCUCUGGCGCACAGACCCUCCAGUCCAGCGACCUCGGGCUGGAGGAGUCGGGGUCCCCUCCGGUCCCCAAAGAGACAGUGGACUCUUUCCUCGAUCUGGCCAGAAACCUGUUUCCCUCAAACCUUGUGGUUGCCGCUUUCCGUACGUAUGCAACUGAUUAUAGAGAGGUGACCCACAAUACCAGCUCUGGAAAUAUAACCCAUGAGAAGAUCCCCAUUGGCACCGAGAUCGAAGGAAUGAACAUUUUAGGAUUGGUCCUCUUUGCACUCGUGUUAGGAGUGGCCCUAAAGAAACUUGGCUCUGAAGGAGAAGAGCUCAUCCGUUUCUUUAAUGCCUUCAACGAGGCGACGAUGGUGCUGGUGUCAUGGAUUAUGUGGUAUGUACCUGUGGGCAUCAUGUUCCUGGUUGGAAGCAAGAUUUUGGAAAUGAAGGACAUCAUUGUGCUGGUGACCAGCCUUGGAAAAUAUAUCUUCACAUCUAUAUUGGGCCAUUUUAUUCAUGGAGGAAUUGUUCUGCCACUUAUUUAUUUUAUUUUCACAAGAAAAAACCCAUUCAGGUUCCUCCUGGGCCUCCUCACACCAUUUGCAACAGCGUUUGCCACCUGCUCCAGCUCAGCAACCCUCCCCUCCAUGAUGAAGUGCAUUGAGGAAAACAACGGUGUGGACAAGAGGAUCAGCAGGUUCAUCCUCCCUAUCGGGGCCACGGUGAACAUGGACGGGGCAGCCAUCUUCCAGUGUGUGGCCGCGGUGUUUAUUGCCCAGCUCAACAACAUCGAGCUGAAGGCAGGACAGAUUUUCACGAUUCUAGUGACAGCCACAGCAUCCAGUGUCGGGGCAGCAGGCGUACCAGCUGGAGGGGUCCUCACCAUCGCCAUUAUCCUGGAGGCCAUCGGCCUGCCCACUCAUGACCUUUCUCUGAUCCUGGCUGUGGACUGGAUUGUGGACCGCACCACCACCGUGGUGAACGUGGAAGGGGACGCGCUGGGUGCCGGCAUUCUCCACCACCUCAACCAGAAGGCCGGGAAGCAAGGCGAGCAGGAGCUGAGCGAAGUGAAGGUGGAGGCCGUCCCCAACUGCAAAUCGGAGGAGGAGACAUCGCCUCUGGUGACGCACCAGAACCCCGCCGGCCCUGCAUCCAGCGCCCCUGAGCUGGAAUCCAAGGAGUCGGUUCUGUGAGGGGGCUGGCCCCGGGCGUGCCCACCGGCGGUGGCGCCCCGCCGUGUGAGGGCGGCCAGGGGGCGCAGGCCCCCUGCUCACCGACUUUUAGCCCCGUGCAAUGCUUUGGCCCGGUCAAGGGUUCGAGGAUUAUGUCUCCGUGCAGGCAUCGCGCUUCCCAGCGGCGACUGGUUACCGGAGACCAGGGCGCUCUGCCAUAUGGCUUGAUCCGUGUACAGGUGCAACUGUGUGUGCUUUGGAAACCCGUCCUGGAGCUGCAGGCUGGGGGCAGAUCGGGCUCCCCGGGACGGGGUAGUUACGGCUUGGAACAACGCACAGGAGCCCUUCACUGCGUGCAGGCAGCUCUGCCCUCGCGGUCUUUCUGGGCAAACUAGGGGGCUUUACAGUCCUCUGUCAUGCAGCCUCGCAAGACAGAGUGAUUGGAAAAAUUCCCAAAUUCUUACCUGUGGCUGGAAUUCACUGAGCUGGUACCGGAGGUGUUGAGAGAUUUCUAACUUGGAGGUGUGGCUGAUUCUGAUUCACUGGUUGCUGGUGGGCUUGGAGGUGCAGUACAUUGUUCGGUU
Lontra canadensis (Northern American river otter) is the source of this 2490-nucleotide messenger RNA. RefSeq names its product solute carrier family 1 member 4 (gene SLC1A4). Gene Ontology annotation, biological process: L-serine transport; L-glutamate transmembrane transport. The transcript has 8 exons. Gene Ontology annotation, cellular component: plasma membrane. Gene Ontology annotation, molecular function: symporter activity; L-serine transmembrane transporter activity; L-aspartate transmembrane transporter activity. The coding region runs from base 329 to 1927 and encodes 532 amino acids. The record is from RefSeq and is a predicted model, not a curated record. Lineage: Eukaryota; Metazoa; Chordata; Mammalia; Carnivora; Mustelidae.